GAAGUUAACUCAUCAACACACAAUAAUAAUGGCUGCUUGGAAAAUUGUUAGAUGUUUGUUUAUUAUUCUAUCAAUUAACGUUAUUACAGGGGAGGUAUUCAGAAAACCACUAUUGAGAGAUGACGAUGAUUAUUAUGAUACACCUGAUCCAGGAGAGCCCCCUCCUGAUUCCAGACCGAAUCCAAACUCUCUUCAUACACUGCCAUUGAAGCACUAUAAGUGUCACUCUUGUGAUCCACCUGAUUGCUCUACCCUCACAGUAUGCCAGAAUGCAGUCCAGUGCUGGAAAUCUCGAGUUCGAGAAAGCUCUGGAAUAGAAAGUUUCACAAGGGGCUGUACAACAGAUCAUGAACAAUUGCCCCUGUAUUGCAGAACACCUUCAGUCACUGUUCAGCACAAGCGUCAAGCUAGUGGUCAAUUCCAAAUAGAUUGUUGUGUUGGUGAUUUUUGCAAUGAUGGGGAUUUUCCUGAAUUACCACCCUUGUAUACAGAAAAUAUAAGUGUCUACUCAGAUUCCCUCAUUUAUGGUUUGAAGAUAUUUGCUGCUGUGUUAGGUCCACUUGUGGUAUUUGGAACUAUUGGAGUGAUUGCUUUGUACUUCUUGAGGAGAUACUAUAGGAACAGGUUAUGUAAUGACAGCAGGAUGGACCCUGAUACAUACUAUGCUUCUGAUGACCUACUUCGAGCAACCGCUGCUGGAGACAGCACCCUCAGAGAGUAUUUAGAACACUCUAUGACAUCAGGUAGUGGAUCUGGCCUGCCACUUCUUAUACAGAGGACUAUGGCCAAACAAAUAUCAUUGGUGGAGUGUAUAGGGAAAGGAAGAUAUGGGGAGGUAUGGAGAGGUAUUUGGCAUGGAGAAAGCAUUGCUGUCAAGAUAUUUUUCUCCAGAGAUGAGGCUAGUUGGUCUAGAGAAACAGAAAUUUACAGUACAAUUUUGCUGAGACAUGAAAACAUACUUGGAUACAUUGGUUCUGAUAUGACCUCCAGGAAUUCAUGCACUCAGCUGUGGCUCAUUACACAUUAUCAUUCCCUAGGUAGUCUUUAUGAUUACCUGAACUAUACUUCUUUAUCUCAUCAACAGCUAAUGAGACUGUGUUUAUCUAUUGCAAAUGGAUUGGUACAUUUGCACACAGAAAUAUUUGGCACACAGGGAAAACCAGCAAUAGCACAUAGGGAUAUUAAGAGUAAGAACAUAUUAGUGAAGAUUAAUGGAACAGCUUGUAUAGCUGAUUUUGGUCUGGCUGUUACCCAUUCUCAAACCACUGAUCAGUUGGAUAUAGGAUCCAACCCCAGAGUGGGAACUAAACGUUACAUGAGCCCUGAGGUUCUUGAUGAAUCUAUUUGUAUGGAAAACUUCGAUUCCUUCCGGAGGGCGGAUAUCUACGCUCUCGGAUUGGUCUUCUGGGAGCUAUGCCGCAGAACUGUUAGCAAUGGCAUAGCCGAAGAUUACAAGCCACCUUUUUAUGAUGUGGUGCCUAGCGAUCCGAGCUUCGAGGAUAUGAGAAAAGUCGUUUGUGUCGAUCAACAGAGGCCUAAUUUACCCAAUAGGUGGACCAGUGACUCGUUAUUAUCUGGGAUGGCAAAACUUAUGAAAGAGUGCUGGCACCACAACCCCAAUGUGCGCCUCCCAUCUCUUCGAAUAAAAAAGACACUUCUGAAGUUGGCUAGCACUGAUACAAUCAUAAAUUUGGAUGAUAUGGAAGUAUGUGUGUGAGUUUGAUGGACAAUUUGGUUCAACAUUUUUUUAAUUCACCUUAGAGCCAGCGAUCGGCAGACUAGCAAAUUCCAUAUUGAUGCUAGGUAUACUAUUUCACCUGCCGUAGGUGAAAUGGGGAUUCACUAUCCCCGACGACGGUUCCUUUGGGCGUGUCCAGAAGUCGAAUAAGGUC
Molecule: messenger RNA, 1892 nt
Organism: Phaedon cochleariae (mustard beetle)
Lineage: Eukaryota; Metazoa; Arthropoda; Insecta; Coleoptera; Chrysomelidae
Source: the annotation of a GenBank genome assembly